AUGGAGAAAUUCCAAAGGCUAGAUAGAUCUCACUACUUCUUAUAUCCACUUAUCUUUCAGGAGUAUAUUUAUGUACUUGCUCAUGAUCAUGGUUUAAAUGGAUCGAUUUUGUUGGAAAAUGCAGGUUAUGACAAUAAAUCCAGUUUACUAAUUGUGAAACGUUUAAUCAUUCGAAUGUAUCAACAGAAUCAUUUGAUUCUUUCUGUUAAUGAUUCUAAACAGACUGCAUUUUUGGGGCACAACAAGAAUUUUUAUUCGCAAGUAAUGUCAGAGGUUUCUUCAACCAUUAUGGAAAUUCCAUUGUCUCUGCGAUUAAUAUCUUCCCUAGAAAGGAAAGGGGUAGUUAAAUCCGAUAAUUUACGAUCAAUUCAUUCCAUAUUUUCUUUUUUAGAGGACAACUUUUCACAUUUAAAUUAUGUAUUAGAUAUACUAAUACCUUACCCAGCUCAUCUGGAAAUCUUGGUUCAGGCUCUUCGCUAUUGGAUCAAAGAUGCUUCCUCUUUGCAUUUAUUAAGAUUCUUUCUCCAUGAGUGUCAUAAUUGGGAUAGUCUUAUUACUUCAAAUUCAAAGAAAGCCAGUUCUUUUUUUUCAAAAAGAAAUCACAGACUAUUCUUCUUCCUAUAUACUUCUUAUGUAUGUGAAUAUGAAUCUGGCUUCCUAUUUCUCCGUAACCAAUCUUCUCACUUACGAUCAACAUCUUCUGGAGCCCUUAUUGAACGAAUAUAUUUCUAUGGAAAAAUAGAGCAUCUUGCAGAAGUCUUUGCCAGGACUUUUCAAGCGAAUUUAUGGUUCUUCAAAGAUUCUUUCAUGCAUUAUGUUAGGUAUCAAGGAAAAUCAAUUCUUGCUUCAAAAGGGACGUUUCUUUUGAUGAAUAAAAGGAAAGAUUACUUUUUCAAUUUCUGGAAAUCUUAUUUUUACCUGUGGUCUUAUCCAGGAAGGAUUUCUAUAAACCAAUUAUCCAAUCAUUCCCUUGACUUUCUGGGUUAUCGUUCAAGUGUGCGUCUAAAGCCUUCAAUGGUACGCGGUCAAAUGCUAGAAAAUACAUUUUUAAUUAAUAAUGCUAUUAAGAAGUUUGAUAGUAUUGUUCCAAUUAUGCCUCUGGUUGGAUCGUUGGCUAAAUCGAAAUUUUGUAACGCAUUGGGGCAUCCUAUUGGUAAGGCAAUUUGGGCCGAUUUAUCAGAUUCUGAUAUUAUUGAGCGCUUUGGCCGUAUAUACAGAAAUCUUUCUCAUUAUCAUAGUGGAUCUUCAAAAAAAAAAAGUUUGUAUCGAGUAAAAUAUAUACUUCGACUUUCUUGUGCUAGAACUUUAGCUCGUAAGCAUAAAAGUACUGUACGUGCUUUUUUGAAAAGAUUCGGUUCGCAAUUAUUGGAAGAGUUCUUUACGGAAGAAGAACAAGUUUUUUCCUUGACCUUUCCAAGAGUUUCUUCUAUUUCGCGAAGGUUAUCUAGAAGGCGGAUUUGGUAUUUGGAUAUUGUUUGUAUCAAUGAUUUGGCCAAUCAUUAA
Messenger RNA from Helianthus annuus (common sunflower), 1503 nucleotides. The record is from the annotation of a RefSeq genome assembly. NCBI's taxonomy places the organism in Eukaryota, Viridiplantae, Streptophyta, Magnoliopsida, Asterales, Asteraceae.